AUGACUGACAACUGCCAUUGGGCUCAGAUUCUGUGUUUCGAUGCUGGCCAGCCUUGGGUACUCAGGUUCUUUCCCUUCAAGACGGGUAAGACGACCCCCCAGGUACAACAUGCUGCCCGUCCCCCCCGGUUAUCCUAUAGAAAGACUGUCUGGACCUGUGAUCGUUGCCUGUCUAUUGCACUGGGGACUCUUUGGGACCCUUUCUAUCUGUACUAUCUGGCUUUUCCGAACGAUAGAAAAUUCGCAAAAUCUCUCGUCUAUGGCAUCUACAUUGUUGAAUUGGUACAGAUGGUACUCGUCACCCACGACGCCUUUGCAGUGUUCGGUUAUGGCUUUGGGGAUAUUGAAGCCGUCAUUGAUAUUCAUUUUGAUUGGCUCACUGUUCCCGUCAUCAGCGGUGCCACGGCUUGCGUCGGACAGGUUUUCUAUGCAUACCGAAUCUUCAUAUUGUCAAAGUCACGAAUCGUCCCUAUAUUCGUCACCUGUGUGUCGUUGACCAGCUCUGUCGCAGCCAUAAUCACAGGUGUCUACUCUUUCGAAGCAGGUAACAUUAUUGAACUCGAUAAGAGGAAAAUUUUCGUUUCGGUCGGGAUUUGGUGCGGCGCCUCCGCCUUGUGUGAUAUUGUCAUUGCUAUCUGUAUGACCUACUAUCUUAUGCGCAGCGAUACUGGUUUCCGGCGUACCCGAAUGAUAGUCACAAAGUUAAUUCGUCUCACUAUUGAAACGGGAUCUGUGACAGCUGUUGUCGCUCUGCUCAACCUUAUCCUCUUUUUUGCGUUCCCCCGUCAGACUUUCUUCACGACGCCCGCCCUCCUCAUGCCCAAGCUCUAUGCUAACACCGUUUACAUGGUGUUGAAUUCGCGAAUCCGGAUUAUCGGUGGACGUGAUACUUACACGUCUUCAACUGAUAUGAGCGUCACGAGUUCUAUGUUACGGGAUACCAGUUCCCAAUCAACAGGCGGCACAAAGCGAACAGAAGGCCGGGCGCCAGUGGUCACGAUAACUAAAGAGGUAUUCAACGAUGGAUAUGAAAUGGGUCGAAUGAAUAACAAACCGCAGGACGAAGUAUAA
Desarmillaria tabescens is the source of this 1071-nucleotide messenger RNA. RefSeq lists its product as uncharacterized. The coding region runs from base 1 to 1071 and encodes 356 amino acids. NCBI's taxonomy places the organism in Eukaryota, Fungi, Basidiomycota, Agaricomycetes, Agaricales, Physalacriaceae. The record is from RefSeq and is a predicted model, not a curated record. The transcript has 11 exons.